UUUUUUUUUUACAAAUAGAAAAUAAAGAAAAACCUGCCAUAAAAGGACAUCCUUCUUUCUCAUAUUCUGAUAUUCAAGGCCUAGUGAAGGAGCAGUUAGCAGAAGAAUACUUUUCAAUCAUGGAGAAGAGCAUCCUCAAAAGCCCGGCCCUUCUAAAGUAUAUCUUUGAGACAAGCGCUUAUCCAAGAGAAGACGAGCCAUUGAAGGAGCUCAGGGAAGCUACUGUCAAGAGAUAUGACCAUUAUAUAAGUGUGAUGCUUGUGCCUGUAGAUGAAGCGCAGCUCCUCUCGAUGCUGCUUAAAAUCAUGAACGCAAAAAACACUCUAGAACUUGGAGUUUUCACUGGCUAUUCUCUCCUUGCCACUGCUCUUGCUCUACCUGCUGAUGCCAAAAUCACAGCCAUUGAUCCAGAUAGAGAAGCAUACGAGGUAGGAUUGCCAUUCAUCCAAAAAGCAGGUGUGCAGAAUAAGAUUAACUUCAUCCAGUCAGAUGCCAUCUCAGUUCUAAAUGACCUUAUUGACAAUCAGGGAAAAGAAGGGACAUUUGAUUUUGCGUUUGUGGAUGCUAACAAGGAGGAAUACAUGAAAUAUCAUGAGCUGCUUAUAAAGCUUGUUAGGAUUGGUGGAAUAAUUGCAUAUGACAACACGCUAUGGUUUGGAACAGUGGCACUAGACUGUGAGGACCAAGUGGAGGUGGAUUUUAGAGAAAGCAGAAAGCAUAUAUUGGAGUUGAACAGCUUUCUAGCCGCUGAUUGUCGUGUGGAAUCUUGUCUUGUUUCAAUUGGGGAUGGACUCACUCUCUGCAGGCGCCUCUAUUAGCGAAAGGGCUUCACUUCCAUCAAAUUUCAGACUUAUAUUGAUGGAAACCAAGUCAAAGUUCAUCAAUCAUCAUCAUCACCGUCAUCAUAUAUAUAUAUAUAUAUAUACAUAAUUAUCACAAUAAAUGAGAGAACUUUUCUUGAAUUUUGUUAUUUGGUACCAUUUGUGAUGAUGAUCAAUAAAAUUUAUUUGCUAAAUAUAUAAUA
Messenger RNA from Ziziphus jujuba (common jujube), 1024 nucleotides. Its product is annotated as flavonoid 3',5'-methyltransferase. The transcript has 5 exons. The coding region runs from base 120 to 818 and encodes 232 amino acids. Lineage: Eukaryota; Viridiplantae; Streptophyta; Magnoliopsida; Rosales; Rhamnaceae. The record is from RefSeq and is a predicted model, not a curated record. Gene Ontology annotation, molecular function: O-methyltransferase activity; S-adenosylmethionine-dependent methyltransferase activity.